Molecule: messenger RNA, 3037 nt
Organism: Cebus imitator (Panamanian white-faced capuchin)
Lineage: Eukaryota; Metazoa; Chordata; Mammalia; Primates; Cebidae
Product: neuroblastoma breakpoint family member 10-like
Exons: 10
Coding region: 906-1523 (205 amino acids)
Source: RefSeq, a predicted model, not a curated record
AGCAUCCUCCAUUGAUCCUUGUGGCAUCAUCCCAGCAGAAUUGGUCAGAUAUUGCCUGUGUCAGGGUCCUGACCAUCUCCACGAGGGGCUGUCCUUGUGAGCCCGUGCUCCUCUUCACUGACCUGACCUCUCGCAGUCAUGAUUGCUUUCAGCUGCCCUGGCUGGCUUAGGAGAAAACCUAAGACUAUGGAGUCCCAGAACCAAUCUCUGCCCUCUCUAUCUCCAAGAGAGGAAGAAAAUAACAGGGAUCUUCAUGGAGAAAUGACCCAGGUGAGGGCCUGGACUCUCCAGCAGUUAGAGCAGAAGAAAGUUUCUGAAGAAGAAUGGAGAAGCUGAGAGCCCAGGCCGGGAAAGCAGGGUUGUGUGAAACACUAUUUAAUCCUAUGUGCUUUCUGCCCCAAUCUAGCAGCCAGUGAAUGAUGGCUGACUGAGUAUAAAGGCCAGGACUAUAGAACUGUGAUAAAGCGUUUGUCCAAGGAAAGGGGCUUUUGCUGUUUUUGUUUUCACAGUGGAAAUGGCUAUUUUUCAUCUAAAGUUUUCUGAAUGGCAGCAGCGAGCCUCAGGAGGGGAGCCUUGGGAGGAGCCUGAAUCACUGAUGGAAUUGGACAGUGCGUGGAGAUGGUUGAGCAGGAUGAGGUCCCUGGCUCUGCCUGUGGUGCCCCAAACAUCAGCAUGGUGGCACCUGGCAGGACUUGUUCCAUGAAAACCAUAGAGGUGAACUUUGCAGAAACCAUCGAGAAUUCUUGCUCCCAGCAGGAAGAGACCAAACCGAAUUUCAGAGACAGCAAAAAUAGACUUCUUAUGAGUCAAGUGGCCUAUUUCCUGAACUAUCGGCUGACAACGUAGAAAGAUGGAAAAGAUCAUGAGGAGGAACAGAAAUACAGAGACAGCAAAAUAAAAUUCUUAUGAGUCAAGUGGCCUACUACCUGGGCUGCCGGCUGAAGAUGGAAAAAAACGACAAAGAUGAGGAUGAAGAUGUUAAACUUACAGAGGCUGAGAACAUACAGGAAUCACGUGCCCCCAGGGAGGUGCAGAAGAUUGAAGUCAAGAGAGUCCCUGAAGACUCACCGGAGGAAUGUGUCAUCACUCGUUCAAAUAGCUAUGGCCCUACUGACUCCAGCCAGCCUCACAGAGACACCAGUGAAAUCACAUUUGAGGAAGACAACAUUGACUCUGCCCUGGUUGUAGAGAGUGAAUCAUCUCAUGAUGUGGUGGAGGAUGCUCUAAUCAUUGUUUCAGACAGUCAAAGUGAUGAUGAGGAAGAGGAAGAAAGAGGGCCAGUGCCCCCCAGGAGUCUGCAGGAGUCUGUGGAGGACGAAGCCCCUGAGGAGUCCUGGGAUGAAGGUUCUUCGACUCUCUCAGUUCCUCCUGGCACAUCUGCCUCCAGUGAGUCUUACAGGAGCAACUUGCACUUAUUAGAGGAGCAGAAACUUGACUUGACUGUUGACAUAGCAAGGUUAAAAAGGACCAAGAAGAGGGAGAAGACCAAGGCCCACCAUGCCCCAGGCUCAGCCUGGAGCUGAUGGAAGCAGAAGAGAGAGCCUGAAGUCUUCUGGUACUCACUGGAUAUGUUGUAUUCAAUGUAUGCAGCUUAUCUUGAGUUUUAUGACCCAUGCCAGGCUUACACAUAUGCCAUUUUUUUAUUUGUAGAAGAGCAUGUUUGCUUGAAUUUGGACAAGGACAGUAGGUUUCUUAUUAUGUAGCUGAUAAAGCUUCACCUGGUCUCCUGGAUAGGGGUCAUAUUCCCACACUAAGACAACAUGUCACAUGGGACUCUGCCAGUGCAGAGUAUGAACAACACCAUGUUCUUGCUGAAAACACUUAGCCUGAGUUUCAUAGCCUGAGGUAAUCGCCAGACAACUUCAGAAUGUAGAACAGUGAGCAGCACGACUGACCUGUCUGCUUCAGAUAGCCCAUGUCACCACAAAUCACACAACUAAAAGGAGAAGAGACAUUUUGGGUUGAAAAAGAGUAAAAAGGUACUGUAGCUACAUUUCUUUAGUUCUUUUGAACCCAAAGCGUCUCCUCACCUUUUUGUUGUUGUUGUUGAUGGUGGUGACAUGGGCUUGUUUGUAGAGGACAGGUCAGCUCUCUGGAUCCAUGGUCUACGCUCUGAAGUUGCCUGAAAACGUCCUCAUGAUUAAAAUCAGCCUAAAUGUUUUUCCGGGAACAUUGCAGGAUCAAUGCCACCUCACACAUCUGCAGGCAGAGCAGGUCCCGUGUGUCUAUCACCGUGAUCGUGGUACCAGGACUGUUCCACCAUUUGUCUAUCACCGUGAUCGUGGUACCAGGACUGUUCCACCAUUUGUCUAUCACCAUGAUCGUGAUGCCAGAUCUGUACCUUUCAGAGACACAUUAUUUAUGCCGAAGUAAUUGAAAAAAUAAAUGGUUUUUAAAAGUAUUCAUAUCCUGUAUUCAGAUGAUCAUCCCCUAAACAUUUUAUUAUUCAUUAAUCAUCCCUGGCUGUGUCAGUUAUUAUAUUUAUAUCUCUACACUGGAAAUUUUCUAUUUUUACUGUAGCUUUGCUUUUGCUAGUUUCUGUUGUUGAAAAAAAAAAAUCCCUGCCUCCAUUUUAAUUUUUGCCAAAGUUAAUUUUAAUCUAUAUAAUUCAGAUUUUUUGUCUUUAAGAUAAGACUGUGAGCACAUAAGGCCACAAAAAACAGAGAUUUUGCUAAUUUUUAAGCCUUUGUUAAUUUCUGGCUGCCAAGAGACAUAGUUUACUUAGUUAGCUGCUAGUAUCUGUCUAAGUGAGCAGCCAGGGAAAUGUCUAUCAGACUAAGGAUAUGCAAAGCCCAGGCCAUUCUCUUUGAGUCUUUUAAACUAUUUCAAAAGAGAAGAGAAUAGGCAGGUUCCACAUAUGUGGACAGGAAGGAGAAUACACUAAAAGACACAAACAACUGUUUCCCAAAACAGAAUAGAAAAUUAGAUUUAAAUAAACAUACACCAUUAAAAUUCAAAAAAUAUUUUCUCUUGAAACGUAAUCUCUCUAAACUUAGCCAGCAUAUGAAAGUCAAUUCUUAAUAUACCACACUACAUU